Messenger RNA from Castor canadensis (American beaver), 1133 nucleotides. It is a transcript of the gene Rab15, whose product is annotated as RAB15, member RAS oncogene family. Lineage: Eukaryota; Metazoa; Chordata; Mammalia; Rodentia; Castoridae. The record is from RefSeq and is a predicted model, not a curated record. Gene Ontology annotation, molecular function: GTPase activity; GTP binding. Gene Ontology annotation, biological process: Rab protein signal transduction.
GCCAGCGCGGGGGCCCGGCCCGCCUUCCUUCUCGCCGCCCGCCGCGUCCCCGGGCGGGCGCGGGCCGCGAUGGCAGCGGCUGAGCGGGGCUGAGCUCGUAGCCUCCCGCAGUCCCCGGACCCCGGAGCCCCAGCCAUGGCGAAGCAGUACGAUGUGCUGUUCCGGCUGCUGCUGAUCGGGGACUCCGUUGGCAAGACCUGCCUGCUGUGCCGCUUCACCGACAACGAGUUCCACUCCUCGCACAUCUCCACCAUCGGUGUUGACUUUAAGAUGAAGACCAUAGAGGUAGAUGGCAUCAAAGUGCGGAUACAGAUUUGGGAUACUGCGGGGCAGGAGAGAUAUCAGACCAUCACAAAGCAGUACUAUCGACGGGCCCAGGGAAUAUUUUUAGUCUACGACAUUAGCAGUGAGCGCUCUUACCAGCACAUCAUGAAGUGGGUCAGUGAUGUGGAUGAGUAUGCACCAGAAGGUGUCCAGAAGAUCCUUAUAGGGAAUAAGGCUGAUGAAGAGCAGAAACGGCAGGUGGGAAGAGAGCAAGGACAGCAGCUGGCUAAGGAGUAUGGCAUGGACUUCUAUGAAACAAGUGCCUGCACCAACCUCAACAUUAAAGAGUCUUUCACACGUCUGACAGAGCUGGUGCUACAGGCCCAUAGGAAGGAGCUGGAUGGUCUCCGGACACAUGCCAGCAAUGAGUUGGCAUUGGCAGAGCUGGAGGAGGAGGAGGGCAAACCCGAGGGUCCAGCAAACUCUUCGAAAACCUGCUGGUGCUGAGGGUACUGUGUGGGGCACCCCCCACUAACCCCUUUCCCUCAGGAGGCCUGGGGCAGCAGGGGAGCCUGGGUUCUGCCCACUGCUGUCCUCUCAUUUGGUGACCCUGUUAAAUCAGUAGCUGCUACUCUCCCUGCCUGGCCCUGAGAGGAAGCUCUGCUGUGGUCUCUGUCCCCAGCCUCUGAACCCUGGAGAGGUUUCCUUCAGCCUGUUUCCCUAGCACAGGCCUGCUGUGACCCCACAAUGUGCUGCAAGUGCACCAUCUCACCACCCUAAGCUCCUUGGACAGUGGCUGAGGCUGGAGUGAGGGCCACUUAAAGCUCCUUCUCUCUCAGUGCAUUUUGUCUCCUCUCUGCUUUCUCUCU